UCAUGCUUUGUUGUCAUUCCCAUGAAGUUUUACAUGCUCUAACUCUAUAACGGAGAAUCUUCGAUAGGCAACAUGGAAUAUUCAACAACAACAACUUCAGAACGGGAAUACAAUGAAUUCCUAGAGAAAAUACAAUUUUUAUCAUAUAUACAAGGGAGUAUACCAUAUAUUUUGAUGUCGCUACUAGAAGUUCAUCACGAUUUGGUGGUGAGUUACAUGGGAAAAUACUUUUUUCCAUUUCUUUUCUAUAAUAUGGUUUAUGGAAUGGCAGUCAUGUUAUAUAUGCGUCCAUCAAUGCGGAGGAUUUAUGGAUUCCAUCGUUUAACAUUCAGUAUACUGGGAUCCCUUAUGUUCAAUCACUCCAGUGUGAAAUUCUUCAGCUGGUUAAUAAUCAAGAUGCCUCAACAACCUUUGCUUAGAACAGCUGUUGCAUUCGUUUGCGGAAGAAUUAUAAUAUUCUUUUUUAUUUCAUAUCUAUAUCAUGUGGAUAAUACAGUGGGAAUUACAAUUUUCCAAAGGAUUUGAUGGUGGUAGAAAUGACGGAAGUAAUGUUUUACCAAGAAAACACUUGAAAAACGAGUAAAAAUCUUAUUUAUUGUUAGAAGUUAAAACAAUACUAAUUUAC
Molecule: messenger RNA, 625 nt
Organism: Coccinella septempunctata (seven-spotted ladybird)
Lineage: Eukaryota; Metazoa; Arthropoda; Insecta; Coleoptera; Coccinellidae
Exons: 3
Coding region: 73-525 (150 amino acids)
Source: RefSeq, a predicted model, not a curated record